GAAAUUGGGAUAUCUGCUAGUUAGCGACUUCUCUGGCACCUACAGCAAUCUUAGAUCGCUCUGCGGUUGUUUGCAGUGUUAAAAGCCAUAUCGGGUCUAUUUCGUUCACUUUUGAAUAAGGGGGAAAGAGGGAGAAAAGAAAGCUGAGACAUGGAUCUGAGUUCAGGAAUUCAGAAGAUGUCUAUUAGCCAGCAACAAUCAGGAAGAGGCGUGCCUUGCUUAAGAUGUAGAGGAACGUGCACAGGCUUUGAGCCACAUUCCUGGAGGAAAAUAUGCAAGUCAUGCAAAUGCAGCCAGGAAGAUCACAGCCUUAGCUCUGAUGCAGAAGACGAUCGGAAAAUUGGCCGCUUGCUCUCCGAUUCAAACUAUUCCUCACUAACUGCUCGGGUGAAAGGAGGUGAUGGUGUUCGCAUCUAUAAAAGGAACCGCAUGAUUAUCACCAAUCCUAUAGUGUCCCGGAAAGAUCCAACUUUUGAUACUGUUACAUAUGAAUGGGCACCCCCUGGACUCACUCAAAAACUGGCUACCCAGUACAUGGAACUGAUUUCAAAAGAAAUGCAACCGGUGGCUGGUACAGAAGGAGCUUAUUAUCGACGCAGGAGGAUGAUGAGACAGCUUCCUAUUUAUGACCAGGACCCUUCCCACUGCCGUGGCCUUUCUGAGAAUGAAAUAAAGCUAAUGGAAGAUUUCGUAAAACAGUAUAAAAGUGAGGCUCUUGGAGUUGGAGAAGUUGCUCUGCCAGGUCAAGGAGGCACCACCAAAGAUGAAGGGAAACAGCAGGAAAAAAAUGUCCCUGCAAACAAGGAAGCAGUUUCAGCCAAUGGAACGCUGGCUAAUGCUACCAAGGGGCAGGAAUAUUUUUGUGACCUUUGCAAGCAUCCGCUGCCCAUGGAAUGUCCUGUGGUCUAUGCUAACAGAGCAGGCUAUGAUCGCCAGUGGCAUCCUGCAUGCUUUGUGUGCUCCAAGUGCUCUGAACCUCUCGUUGAUCUAAUCUACUUCUGGAACAAUAGGGCCAUCUGGUGUGGGCGCCAUUACUGCGAGAACAUCAGGCCACGCUGUGCAGCCUGUGAUGAGAUCAUAUUUUCUGAGGAUUACCAGCAAGCUGAAGGCCUCACCUGGCACAAAAAACACUUUGCCUGCUUGGAGUGUGAGAUGCUGCUUUCUGGCAAACCCUUCAUCCUGGACGCUGCCAACCUGCUGUGUACAACUUGCAGUAAAAACAAACAACUUUAAACGGGAUGUGUAUUUUCAGAACCCAAAGUCUGUUUUCUGACUCAAACCACAUGUGAUUUAAUGGGACAGAAAAUGGUAGGGAGGGGGCAUAGGAGAAGGAAGUCACUGAGUGUUGAGUUCAGACGUUUUUGGCUAUUCACAAGCAUGAAUUUAUAAGAAACUGGAAGAAGAAUGAUCACAUAGUAGGAAACAUGCUGUAUGUGAAGUCUGGAAAAUGGAAUGUUCUGUCCUUUUUUAGAGCUAUUAAGUAGAACCUAGGAGCACUAGGCGCCACUGUGCUCAAUUACAGAGGCAACAUGUUCGGGGAGGGGGGGAAGCUAAACUAGGCUGUCUAAAACCAUUCAGAAUUCUUAAUUCUGCUAUCAAAUCUUGUUCCUUAUUAAAGCGUUAUAUCUGCAGAUUACUCCAUGCAAACUAGUAACUUGAAUGGACUAAUUGCUUAGGGAUCAUCUAGGUGAACAAAACAUAUCUAACCCUGAAGUCUGAGGGAUUCUCCCUUCUUUGUUACAAUAAGUUGCUUCUCUCACCUUUUGUUAACACAUGAUCACAAUUUGAGUACAGGUAGACUGGCAUAGUAAUCUCUUUUAACAUCUGAAAACACUGCAAGAAUAGCUUGCACAGGCUAAUUGGAAACAGUGUGGGCUGCACACAGCAUAUAAAAAUUGUAGCUAUGGCUACAGUCAAAGCUAUGACUACAGUCAUAAUUGGCUUUCCCGGGAUAGAUUUUGUUAUUCCUUUCACAAUGUUUUUGAUCUAGAUAUCAUGCAUAAUAUUAUCCAUUUUUCUUAUCAAAUCCACUCAACCUAUCUAAAAAAUAUUUUCUAAUUUGUCCCUGGCCUCGUAUCACAAUGUCAUGGUUCAUAAUUUUUAAAAUGUUCCACAUGCAAGAGAUCAUCACAGUUGUAUGGAGAAAGAAAUUAAACCUGAUCUUCAGAAGCUCUAGUUUCUCCUGUGACCUGGUCCUUCCAGAGAUUAGGCAUUGGUAUGACCUUGCUAGCUUACCCCCCAUGUGUUUACAAGAUUCACAUGCAGGAUGUUUAGAUAUCUGAACCAGGGCUGUGUUCCCAUUAAGUAUACAGGGAACGACAAGAAACUGUUCUUAUUUACAGCGCUCAACAUAAAUCCAUGUGGGAUUCUUGUCCACCUAAACUCUGAAAGCACCAUGGCAACAAAGUACUUUGACCUUAAAAUAGUUGUAUUCAUAAUACUCCAACAAGUAAGCAUUGGCUUGUCUGAUAAGAAUGUAUUGAAUUUUUAAAAAGUCCAGCCUGUUUCCUGCUCUUUCUCAUGUGAUUAGUAGCAAGACUUAUGUUUAUAUCACGUUUUGAGAUUGCUGUUUUAAGCCUAUUUAUAGUGGAUAAUCUACAAAGUCUUCAUGAAUUACAGAAACUGUACUGUGUUGCAACUUGCUAACUCUAAAUGGUGUUUGGUUCUGCCACCUAGCAACAAUAACCUGUGACUAUAUACUACUUUAAUAAUACAACAGGAACCAAAAUUACUUGACAUGGAGAACUGGAAAACAAUGUUGAUUUAGAAAUAUAGUAUGUUUACCAUAAUUGAUUAAACAUUCACUCAACAAACUUAUUUUGCUUAAAGAAUAGACAGUGAAAACUUGGAGCUCAUUGGAUUGUGGAUGUUCAUCUUAGGAGCAAUAGAACAUUCAAGAUGUAUUUUAAAAACCUCAAAGAAUUUAUUUUUCAUAUGCUGAGUGUAAUGUCUCAACAUUUUCUUUUUUUAGGCAUAGAAAGCUCAAAUGCAAGUACUCAGAAAAGAGGAAUAUCCAGUAGUUUAGCUGCAUUAUAUUGUAAUAUAUAAAAUCAUUAGUACUGGCUGUGACAAAUUAUAGCAGGAUUACUAGUGUAUUCAAUUGGUUGUAUGGAAGUCAAAUAUAUUGCAAGCCAAUGGGACUACAUGUAGCUAUUUUCUCAGUUCACUAUGGGAGUUGUCCUGAGACAGAAUCAAUAUAGCUCCAUGUUGUGUUGAGAUAAAUAGCUUGGUUUUUGAAUUAUAUUGGGCUAUCUCCCCUGUCUAAAAGCCCAACAUCUCAGACUACAUAAUACUCUUCCAAAUGCCACAAGAACCAAAACAUUCUUCCUGUAUGGUUAUACAGUCGUCAGUUCAGAUCUCUUAAAUUAUGCCAGUGAACAUGGAGCUUCUGUCUAGUGCACAGUGCUAGACAACUUUGCAAAUCUGGUAGACCAGUCAGCCAUUUUAAUAGGGGGAAGUCCUUGCAUACAAGAGUUCCACAUAUAUAUUGAAACUUCAGCUUAGCUAUGAAAGGUGAAGGUUAAGUGCUGCCACCAUUCAGAUUAUCCAUUAUCAGUAAUAAGAGGACUGUACCACACUAAUUCACAUUCAGCAGAAAGGGCAGAUCAGGUACAUGUAUCUUACCUGCACCUCUGUACAAGCUAUACAAACUUUUUUCAUGUUCCUCAAUUCACUGGUGUUUUUGCUAGAGAAAGACCUGCUGGAUUGUACUCUAAGGUUACAUACCUAAAGGCUUGUUAUGGAUAAAUUUAAUUGACUCCACUGGCCACAUUUACAAGCAUAUGAAAAACUGCAGCAAAAAUGCAUAAUUCGGUAAGUCAAUAGUGUAUAUGGAAAUUGUCUUCCCAAGAGACAUUUGCUCUCAAAUAGCCCUUCUUAUCAGGUGAUCACUGAUAGAACAGAAUAGAAUUUAAUAAAUAGAAUUUACAAGUGUGGGACCCGCAAGGACUUGCCGGGGGGGGGCAUCUCAUGUUCCUCUCCCGCAUCAUGUCCUCUUUCCCUCCCCUGUUCCUCUCACCCCUUUUCUGCUUCUUUCUCUCCUUCCCACCUGCCUUUGUCUGUCC
Molecule: messenger RNA, 4064 nt
Organism: Eublepharis macularius
Lineage: Eukaryota; Metazoa; Chordata; Lepidosauria; Squamata; Eublepharidae
Gene: LMCD1
Product: LIM and cysteine rich domains 1
Exons: 6
Coding region: 151-1233 (360 amino acids)
Molecular function (GO): zinc ion binding
Source: RefSeq, a predicted model, not a curated record